AUGUCGAGCGGGCUGUGGAUGUUGCUGCCCGGGUUACUGUGCUCCGUCUUGCCGGUGGGCAGCGGGCGGCGGCUGGGGAGCGGCCCGGCGGCACCGAGUGUCUCCCGGGCCAGGUGCACUUCGCGCUGCCUCGCGCUGCACAUCGCACACCUGAGCGCGAGCUUCAGGAGCCUGCAGAUUUAUGAGAUUUUAACUUGGUGUGAAGGUCACAGGAGGUGCGCUCAGUGUCUACGGCCUUGCAAAGAGUUAUGGGACACUGAUGAAAACCAGUGCCGGCGACAGUGUGAGAAACACCAUGAAUGUUUGACAAGUUGUGAGUUUCUGAAAUCCAUUCGGAUGCUGAAGCAAGGUGAUUGUCCAGCACCACAGAAAGCCUCCGGCUUUGCAGCAGCCUGUGUCCAGAGCUGCAGUUCAGACACAGAAUGUCCAAGCUCUAGAAAGUGUUGUUCUAAUGGCUGCGGCCAGACCUGCCAAGCACCAUCAAAUAUGUUCAAGGGUGUUCCAUUAAAGCCCAGGAAGGAAUUGAGCUUCACAGAAGACAAAAAUGGAAACCUAGCAGUUGCAUGGAUGUCCAAGUUUAAUAUUUCUAUGGAACCAGUAUUUUAUAUAUUGCAGAGAAGAUGGAACUCUGGAAUGUAUCCAAGUGAAGAUGAUGCUAGCAAGUGGGAGACCGUUGCUUAUACAAUAGAGGAGCAUGUUGAUCUGAAAAAUAUGAGACCAAACAUAUGGUACCAGUUCAGAGUAGCAGCAGUCAACAUCCAUGGAACGCGAGGUUUCACUACCCCCAGUAGACACUUCCACUCAUCCAGAGAUCCCACACCGCCAAGUGCACCAAGAAACUUGUGGAAAGGCAACUUUACUGCGAGGCAUAACAGUGUUUUCAGUCUUAUAAUUCACUGGGAUCCACCCGAAGAGGAAGAUCUCUUCAUUCACCAUUACAGAAUUUACUGGAGUCAGUGGGUUUCCAGGAAAACUAUUUUCUUCACAAAGAAAGAAAACUGGAAGAUAGUUGAAGGAGAAAAGCAUGAAGUUGAGAUUGAAGGUUUACAGCCAAACACACAAUAUCUGGUGCAAAUGCAGGCAGUGGCUAACUGGGGACAAAAACGGUCAAAGAGCAGCAAAGCUCUCUUCUUUUUUAAUACCCCUUCCACAGACAUCCAAUCAAAUCAUGGCAGUGCUACAGAUGAGGUGUCCAAUGAGCUUCCAUCUCUUGAUGAGAUGUUUGACAUUCAAAGUCUGGAGGCAGCAGUUCCCUAUUUCCAUGGUAACCAGCUGCAAGUUAAAGUACAUUGGAAGAAAGCAAAAGAAGAAAGUCUUAAGGAUCACAAUCUCUACCUGUUAACAUGGGUACCAGAAUCCUGUGCCAAGAGCAAUUCACAAAUACAGCAACAUGCAACUGUGAAGGGCACACACUUCGUUAUCACUGGUCUCUUAUUUGCUUGUGAGUAUAAGGUGACUGUGCAACCCAUCAUUCUCCAGGGACAGCCAAAACAAGCUGUGACCUAUGUUACAACUCCUCACUGCAGCAAUUCAAUUAAAGCCAAAGUCCUGAAACGCCUACUCUGUGCACGUAAUGGAAUUCGCCAGAUGUCCAGUCAAACGUCUGAAAAAGUCAUGCUGAAAGCAGAGAAACUAACUGCUGCCUUUGUUUCUGAAAAUGGUUCUGUCAGUGUAGAGUUUCACUGGCAGGUCUCACAGAAUCAACCCCAUCAGUUAGUCACUGGGUACCAAUUCAACUGGACGGAAAUAUCCGCUGUUAACAGACCGGUUGUCAUACCAGAUGUGGUAAUUUCCCAAACUCAAGUGUUGCCACCAGAUCAGCCCUUUAUUACGAUCCUCAAUCUUAAGCCUCUGACAACUUAUGGGAUUCAAGUUCAAGUACUGUCUACAACUGGCAAAGGCCCAGCAACUGUCAAAACAUUUCAGACUCCACAGGUUUACACUACAGUCUCAUAGAGGUGCUAACCAAAACAAUCAGUCGAAUCUGGUGUCAAGAUGCUCACAGUGAGAGUGGAAUUUCAACAAAACUUGGAAUUAUCAUGACAGUAACCAAAGCUGUUCGUGUUCUAACAAUUGAGCUGUUUAUAUAACUACUCGGAAGAUUGAGCUUUCUGGAUUUUCUGCCUCUGCCUUUGUCAUUGUGUUUAUUGAAAUGUAUAAUUGUUUCAUAUUUCUUCAAUAUAUACUUGGCAUUUAUAGUUAAAUCUCCAGUAUCUCAGAAAAUCCUGGAUUAUUAUAAUUGAGGAAACAGGCUUGUGGUAAUCUUGCUUCCCUUGACAUUGAAAACAAUCUAGAGACAAACAGAAAACUACUAAUUACAAUCUGAGCUAAAAGAGAAUUCAAUAUGAAUUAUGGAAAGACACAUCAUGGAAUGAGUUAAAAAUUGAUAACUGUCCAAACCACAGGAAAUUCAAUGCCAAAGACUAGUAGUUGUGGUUACAGGAAAACAGACUUAAUAGGCAAAGCUUACAAGUGAUGAUAAUAAAUAUUUGGAACUUCUUUUACAUCCCCCUUUCUGUUAACUAAUAUCUAUCAUAAGCCUGUUUUCUUUUUGCAUUGUAUCAGACUCUCCCUCCCUCAGGAAAUGAAAUCAAUUGAGUAUUUAAGCACAGGAAGGCAGU
Molecule: messenger RNA, 2621 nt
Organism: Rhincodon typus (whale shark)
Lineage: Eukaryota; Metazoa; Chordata; Chondrichthyes; Orectolobiformes; Rhincodontidae
Gene: anos1b
Product: anosmin 1b
Exons: 14
Coding region: 1-1956 (651 amino acids)
Biological process (GO): neuron differentiation
Cellular component (GO): cell surface; extracellular region
Molecular function (GO): peptidase inhibitor activity; protein binding
Source: RefSeq, a predicted model, not a curated record